AUGCCGGUGCCACCACCCCCACCGCCACCCCCACCACCUCCUCUGCCUCCCCCUCCCCCACCUGUUGGGGCUCCUCCCCCACCUGCUGGGGCUCCUCCCCCUCCUCCACCACCAGUGCCUCUGGUGAGCACAGACACUUCCAGCCUGAGAAAGACAGAACUGAAAGGUCGGAGUGCACUGUUGGCUGACAUCCAGCAAGGAACUCAGCUGCGAAAAGUCACACAGAUCAAUGACCGCAGUGCCCCUCAAAUAGAGAGUUCUAAAGGAACCAAUAAAGAAGGAGGAGGCUCUACAAAUCCUACAAAUGCCCGGGGAGGAAGCACCCCUCCAGCCCUGGGAGAUCUCUUCGCUGGAGGCUUUCCUGUGUUAAGACCAACAGGUCAGAGGGAUGCAGCAGGUGGCAAGACCGGGCCAGCCCCUGGCUCCCGCGCGCCCUCUCCCAGGCUUCCCAUCAAGGCCAUCGGCGGCCCGCCUAACCCCCCUGCCUCUCCCAGGCUAGGCAAUGCCUCAGAGGUGCAGGGCACUACCAGGAUGGGCCCUCCUCGCCCCAGCGUGCCUGCCCCACCGCCUCCCACCCCGCCCCCACCUCCCCCGCCCCCACCUCCACCUUUACCUCCUUCACCCCCCAUCAAAGCCUCCCUCAUCUCUCCACCUGUCCCACUAAUCAAAGGCAAUCCUCCAGUAGCUGCACCCCCUCUUGCCUGUGCCCCACCACCUCCUCCCCCUCCUCCCCCUCCUCCUCCUCCUCCUCUUCCUCCAACUCCACCUCAGCUGCCCCCUGCCUCAGUGCUGGGCGACAAAGCUUCCAAGCCCCAGCUAGCCCCCUUGCCCCUCCCACCCAUCCCUCCCCCUCUCCCUCUUCUCCCACCUUGUGGAUAUCCUGGGCUCAAUUCAGAACCUGACAGCCCAGCCCAAGAGGUGCAGGAGCCUCCUGCCCCACCACCCCCGCCACCACUGCCACCUACACUCCCCUUGUAUGCUUCCUGCUCCCCCAGGGCACCUAUGCCCACACCCCCUUUGCCAGGUUCUAAUAACAGCUGUGAAACCCCUCCUCCCCUGCCCCCCAAAUCUCCCAGUUUCCAGGCCCAGCCUCAGAAGGCUGGUGUGCAGGGCCUGUCUGCUCCUCCGGUUCCUCCAGGGUCUCAGCUGCUCCUGCAGAAGAAGAGGCUUGGCCGAGGCCCGGGGGCCAGUGGAGGGAAGCUAAACCCACCGCCAGCACCCCCUGCAAGAUCGCCCACCACAGAGCUUUCAAGCAAGAGCCAGCAGGCCCCAGCCUGGACUGCAAGCCAGCAACCUGGAGGUCAGCUGCGGAAUGGAAAUCUGCACAUCAUUGAUGACUUCGAGUCUAAAUUCACGUUCCAUUCUGUGGAAGACUUUCCCCCUCCAGAUGAGUACAAACCAUGCCAGAAGAUUUACCCCAGCAAGCUCACUAGAAGCCGCACACCUGGUCCCUGGCUCCAGGCGGAGGCAGCUGGGCAGAGCCCUGAUGACAUCAAAGGCAGAAAUUCUCAGCUAUCUCUAAAGACACUCCGGUGAGAAGAGGGAUGAAGCCAAGGUCCCUGGAUUCUGGGCAUCAGGGAUGAGCACCCCCCAGGAGAAUGUGUCAGACUCCAGCAAUCACUAGCUGUACUCAGUCCACAUACAGGCUCUGAGCAGAGCGUUUAUUUAUUGUAAAUAUGUGGUUUGCAUGAACGUUAGCCAUUUAGACAACUUUUGAGUCAUAUUUUUAAAGACAGUCACCAUCACUUCUGCAUUUUUUAAAGCUUCUUGACAUUUUUUUGUGUGUCUGUACAUAGAGCCUUGUCCCACCCCAUAGUGUCCAUUCUGUGAUUGUAAAUGCGCUUUCAGGCUGGCCCGUGCUAGAUUCUGAACCAUUUUCAGAGCAUCCUUAGUUACAAGUUACUCCCAAAGUCCUAAGUAUCCACAACAACCUCUCAUUGGCAUGACUUUAUAUUCUCAUCACACCAACUGCAAAAUCAGACCAAAUAAUGCCUUAUCAAUGAUGCAGCUCAGAGAAAGUAACGUGUCCCCCACACCCUAACCGCGCCGCGCAGCCUCCAGUGAGUGAGAUGCUACGUCUCACUUCCACUUCACAGUACAGGGAUGACUUUUUGCUGCCUAAUGUAAAUAUUAUUGCAAUGUAAAAGGCAGGAGUGGGCUUGGUCCCUUCAAGCCUUCCCAGGGCCCCUUUUUGUAACUGAAUUGUCCUACAAGUAGCCAAUGCUCUUAACUGUUUACAGCGCCACCUAGUGUCCUAAUUUCCAUCACUCUCCUCCCGUCCCUCCAAAUUCCCAAUCCCACCCUGGGAAGCUUGGCUUUAUGAGAUUUCAGUAUUUGUUUGCCCCUUCAGGUAAACAACUAUAGAUAACCUGUGAUUAUGGUAAAUUAUUCAUUGUAUUCCAGAAGUCUCUCUCCCCAUCUUUUCAUCCCAAAUGCAAGAUUUCCAUGGACAAUGUGACGUGGAAACGCAUGGAAGGAAACAUCUCAUCAAAUAGUAUCUCAAAGAGCUGACCCUUGUGAAACCUGAAGCACCUCAGGACACAUGGAGCUCCUUUCUAAGCUGAAGAACAAAACUGUCCUGAAAGCUCCCCCGGGGCCUUGUGCUGGGCCCCAGGAUGUGUUGGUGUGCCCAGGGAAUUCAGCUGCUCUGCAUGUGGAAAGGGUUGGCGGAGGCAGGCACUGUUCCUCAGACCCUUUCUUUGAGCCUCAAAGGAAGUGUGCAGGUUCCUUCCUGUUCACUCUAAAAGUUCCCAUCCAUUAAGGUGGGGAGGCUAUGCCACAGAAAGGAGAGAAAAUAGACGGGAACAGACUGAUCUCUGGGCUGUGCUCAAAAUAGCUACAGAUGAAAAGAAAUCAGGGAGGAGAGCAGUGAACAAUCACUAGCUCAGAACAACCCACUCACACUCACACCUGAAGCCUAGCAGGCCUGAGCUAAGCCAGCCAGGAAAGGUGAAGAAACAUGUAGCCCAUGGGACUCCAAACACCUGGUUGGUUGUUGUCCAGAAAAAGGACUAAGGCAGUGUCCUACAUUGAUGUCGUGUUUCCUUGACCCAGGUAGGAGAAACAGCCAUGAUCAAGUUGCCAUCUCUGUGGGGGGUGACUCAGGCCAAACUGUAACAGCCAAAUCAAUGGAAAAGGCCUCUUCGGGCCUUUUGUGUUCUUGAUUUGUAUUGUUUCUGGAAGUUCUCCAAAAGAUCAGAGUUUAUUCUAACAGUACCCACUCCACUUUCCUCUCAGUUGUGUAGAGUAAGUCCACAUGCUUUAAUCAUCCCGAUGAAGACAGCCCUACACAAUGGCAAUUCCAGUUUUGGAGUAGACUGCCUCCCUUGUUCAUGUUCUGUACCUCUGGAUAGAAAUUAAAGCAAAACUAUCUAAGGACAGAGGAAAGAAAUGAGCAGAAACCAAAAAAACGGCAAGUAGGGAGAAAUCUCAGGAAUCCAACAUCACAUCUCUCCUCCAGACCUAUCACUGAACCCACAGCCCUCUGAGCUCCUGCUGGCACCCUGAGCUCCUUCCAGAGUGUACAGACUGAGCCUUGACCAUGAACUCGGGCCAGGGCGUUCCCCACAUCCCUCCCUUCUUCUACCUUGUAGUCUGUGAUUCCCCAUGUUUCACUGUAUUUUAUAUUUAUUGAUGACUCCCUCUGCAGAUUCAU
This is a messenger RNA of Dipodomys ordii (Ord's kangaroo rat), 3655 nucleotides long. RefSeq names its product WAS/WASL interacting protein family, member 3 (gene Wipf3). The coding region runs from base 1 to 1536 and encodes 511 amino acids. Gene Ontology annotation, biological process: endocytic recycling; retrograde transport, endosome to Golgi; Arp2/3 complex-mediated actin nucleation. Gene Ontology annotation, molecular function: alpha-tubulin binding; actin binding; gamma-tubulin binding. Gene Ontology annotation, cellular component: WASH complex; early endosome; recycling endosome. Lineage: Eukaryota; Metazoa; Chordata; Mammalia; Rodentia; Heteromyidae. The transcript is spliced from 8 exons. The record is from RefSeq and is a predicted model, not a curated record.